This is a messenger RNA of Aspergillus brunneoviolaceus CBS 621.78, 1329 nucleotides long. RefSeq names its product putative protein kinase. Bases 1 to 1329 code for a protein of 442 amino acids. The record is from RefSeq and is a predicted model, not a curated record. Gene Ontology annotation, biological process: spliceosomal complex assembly; regulation of mRNA processing; protein phosphorylation. The transcript has 5 exons. Gene Ontology annotation, molecular function: ATP binding; protein kinase activity. NCBI's taxonomy places the organism in Eukaryota, Fungi, Ascomycota, Eurotiomycetes, Eurotiales, Aspergillaceae.
AUGAGCUCUUUGAGGUCGUCUCUUCCUCGCUUCUCUUCCUUACUGCGCAAGAGACCGUUCUUCAUACCUUCUCACGGGCCACCUUUACCGCCGGGCAUAUUGGUUGAUGAAGAGAUCUCGCCAUUCUACAAUUCGAAGGGCUUCUACCCAGCUAAGCCUGGGGAAGUACUCGCUGAUCGCUACCAUAUUGUCGUCAAAGUCGGCUGGGGCGUGUCUUCAACCGUAUGGCUCGCGCUUGAUCUACAACGCCAUAUCGAAGAGCCGGAGACCAUCGUGGCACUGAAGAUCGCCAAUAACAAUGCGCACUAUGCCGGUCAUGAGCGCGAGGUUGAAGAGCAUAUUUCCACCGCAGACCCCUCACAUCGCGGUCGCUCACUAAUCCGCACAUUGCUCAACUCCUUUCAGGUCCAAGGCCCGGAAGGAUCUCACUCAUGUCUUGUGUACCCGCCUCUGAGGGAGCCCCUUUCGAGGUAUCAGCAGCACUUCGUUGAUGGGAGGAUGCCACUGCCCCUUAUCAAAUCUUACAUCCGUACCCUGCUCUCGGGGCUUGAUUAUCUCCACCAGGAAUGCAGGGUAGUCCAUACAGAUCUAAAGCUUGAGAACAUCAUGGUCUCCUCCGAGGAUCCGACCGUGCUCGCUGAUUUCAUAGAGUCUCAGCUUGCAAGGCCAAUGGCGUCCAAGAUUGACUCGACAGGACGGCCAGUGUACCAAUCCCGUAACGAUUUCGGCCCACUCAAAAGCCUCAAGAGUAUUCCCCAGCUUGUCGACUUUGGCCUGGCCACCCGACUGGCGGAAGAAGAUGACUGGGGCAUCUGGCCAAUUCAGCCAGACCACUACCGAGCGCCAGAGGUGAUCCUGGGUAUUGGAUGGCAAAUGCCUGCCGAUAUUUGGAAUUUGGGUGUUCUGUUGUGGGAUCUUGUCGGAGGUAGGGAGCUGUUUCAGCAUAUCCACGAUCAACACGGUCGCUAUGAUGCAAAACUGCACAUCGCGCAAAUGAUAGCCUUACUUGGUCCCCCGCCUCCCGAAAUCUUGCAGAGGUAUCAAUCCAUGCGCGAGUUUUCGUUACCGGGACAUGUCCGACGAGAAGACGGCAGGGUAUGCGAGACCGCGGAAGAGUACUUUUGUGGGCCGUUCUUUGACAAUUAUGGUCGCUUUCUCUACGAGGAUCUGAUUCCCGACCGGCAUCCCGGCGAUACGGUUUCCUUCUUCCAAGGAGAGGAGAGAGAGGCGUUUCUGGAUCUCGUCGGGCAAAUGCUUCUCUGGAAUCAUAAUUACCGACGACUGGCAGGCGAACUGGCGGGGCAUCCUUUUCUUCAACCGCAGAAUUGA